AUGGCGCAUGGACGUGUGAGGUUUGAUGAGGCGGAAGUGGAGGGGGUGGAAUGGUGGCCGGUGGAAAGAUUGGUGAAGAGGUCAAAGGAGAAGCCAGAGUUGUUCACGCGGUGGUUGGUGAUUGAGCUCGACAAUAUUGAUUUAGUAGAAUUGGGAAAGCGCAUUGUGGGGAUUAUGUAG
Messenger RNA from Chondrus crispus (carragheen), 180 nucleotides. RefSeq lists its product as hypothetical. Bases 1 to 180 code for a protein of 59 amino acids. The transcript has a single exon. Lineage: Eukaryota; Rhodophyta; Florideophyceae; Gigartinales; Gigartinaceae. The record is from RefSeq and is a predicted model, not a curated record.